AACACUUCAGUUUGUGACUGCAAGGUUGCUGUUGAUUAAAAAUAAAAUAAAAAGACCAGCAUUAAGCUUAAUGCACUUGAUUUGCUUAAAGACUUAUUUAAAAGGCUGCCGUCGUUACCUAGCAAGUAGUCACUGGACUCCAUGGGACUGACUUCUGAGUAGACAGUGUGUUGAAUUGCACUUCCUAUUUAUUCUUGGCGGUCUUUUAAAGAACGUUUCUCUGCCUGUUCUCUUCUCCUGUUUUCUCUAUUCGGGUUGCCUCCCUUUCUUUCCCUCCUCUCCUUUGCUUGGCCUGCUUGUCAGCAGGAGCAAAGUUCAGGGUUGGUUUUCAAAAGACACAGGCUUAUUUCUCAACUACAUUUUUGUUUUGGAGGCUCUCUCUUGGGUGGGCUUCUGCGAGUAUUGAAAGUGAGAUCAAGGUGCUUACAGAUUGAGCCUCGCUGAGCGUUUUAAGUUUCUGAGCCUUGCAGAUAAUUUUCUCCUAACAACACAGUAUGGGGGAAGAAGUGUGUGUCCUGGGAGGGCCAGGAUCCAGUGGCUUGGUGAGGAGGAGAGAGCAGGUGGCACCACAGUGACUUCCAAGAUAUUUCAGCCAUGAGCAACCCUUUUGCACAUCUGGCGGAACCGCUGGACCCGAGCCAAGCGACAAAAAAAUUCUUCAAUUUGAACCGCCUGGGAGACCCAAGAUAUGAACGUUUGCCGUUCUCUAUCAGAGUGUUGCUGGAGGCCUCAGUCCGCAACUGUGAUGAGUUCCUGGUAAAGAAGGGAGAUGUUGAAAACAUCCUAAACUGGAACGCGAUGCAACACAAGAACAUCGAAGUGCCAUUUAAGCCCGCCCGAGUUAUUCUACAAGACUUUACCGGUGUCCCAGCAGUGGUGGAUUUUGCUGCUAUGCGUGAUGCUGUGAAGGCCCUGGACGGAGACCCGGAAAAAAUCAACCCCAUCUGCCCUGCUGAUUUAGUAAUUGAUCAUUCCAUCCAGGUUGACUUUAAUAAAAGGCCAGACAGUUUGCAGAAGAAUCAAGACCUGGAGUUUGAGAGGAACAAAGAAAGAUUUGAGUUCUUGAAGUGGGGCUCCCAAGCCUUCCAGAACAUGAGGAUUAUUCCCCCGGGCUCUGGGAUUGUCCAUCAAGUGAAUCUGGAGUAUUUGGCAAGAGUUGUCUUCGAUCAGAGUGGAUACUAUUAUCCAGACAGCGUGGUGGGCACUGAUUCACAUACCACAAUGAUUAAUGGCUUAGGCGUCCUUGGCUGGGGCGUGGGGGGAAUUGAAGCAGAAGCGGUGAUGCUGGGCCAGCCGAUCAGCAUGGUGCUUCCUGAGGUGAUCGGCUACAAAUUGAUAGGUAGCCCUCAACCACUUGUCACAUCCACUGACAUCGUGCUCACUGUCACCAAGCACCUCCGCCAGGUUGGGGUCGUGGGUAGAUUUGUUGAGUUCUUUGGGCCUGGGGUGACUCAGCUGUCCAUCGCUGAUCGAGCCACCAUUGCCAACAUGUGCCCGGAAUAUGGAGCAACUGCUGCCUUCUUCCCAGUUGAUGAAGUUAGCAUCAAGUACCUUCUCCAAACAGGCCGCGAUGAAGAUAAGAUUAGGUACAUAAGAAAAUACCUUGAGGCUGCAGGAAUGUUUAGAGAUUUCAGUAACUCGUCGCAGGAUCCCGAUUUUACACAGAUUGUGGAGUUGGAUCUGCAAACAGUUGCUCCAUGUUGCAGUGGCCCUAAAAGACCACAGGACAAGGUCGUGGUCUCUGAAAUGAAGAAGGAUUUUGAGAACUGCCUGGGAGCUAAACAAGGGUUUAAAGGCUUCCAAAUUGCCCCUGCCCAGCAUAACAACCAAGUGAAAUUUGUUUACAACGAUAAGGAGUUCGAACUUACACAUGGCUCAGUGGUGAUUGCGGCCAUUACUAGCUGCACCAACACAAGUAAUCCUUCGGUUAUGCUGGGAGCAGGAUUGCUUGCAAAGAAAGCUGUAGAAGCCGGACUGACCGUGAAGCCAUACAUUAAAACUAGCCUGUCUCCAGGAAGUGGGGUUGUGACCUACUAUCUGAGAGAGAGUGGAGUCUUGCCAUACCUUGUUCAACUAGGGUUUGAUGUGGUAGGUUAUGGAUGUAUGACAUGCAUAGGCAACAGCGGGCCUCUGCCAGAACCAGUUGUCGAAGCCAUUACUCAGGGAGACCUUGUAGCUGUGGGCGUCCUCUCUGGAAACAGAAACUUUGAGGGCCGUGUCCACCCCAAUACUCGUGCCAAUUACCUGGCCUCCCCGCCAUUGGUAAUAGCAUAUGCCAUUGCGGGGACCAUAAGGAUUGACUUUGAGAAGGAACCUCUAGGUGUAAACGCACAAGGGAAGAAGAUCUUUUUAAGAGACAUUUGGCCCAUGAGGGAUGAGAUCCAAGCUGUUGAGCGCCAGUAUGUCAUUCCAGGGAUGUUUAAAGAGGUCUACCAGAAAAUUGAGACAGUAAACAAAGCUUGGAAUGCAUUAGAUGUUCCAGCAGACAAGCUAUAUGCUUGGGACCCCAAAUCCACAUAUAUUAAAUCACCUCCAUUUUUUGAAAAUCUGACUGUGGAGCUCCCGCCACUGAAAUCCAUAGUUGACGCCUACGUCCUGCUCAAUCUUGGUGACUCUGUGACCACGGAUCACAUCUCUCCUGCUGGGAACAUAGCAAGAAACAGCCCAGCUGCUCGUUAUUUAACCAGCAGAGGCCUAACUGCCAGAGAGUUCAACUCGUACGGUUCGCGCCGGGGCAACGACGCCGUAAUGGCUAGGGGAACGUUUGCAAACAUACGCCUGCUGAACAAAUUUCUCGACAAGCAGGCCCCGCAAACUAUCCACUUCCCGUCUGAUGAAACUCUUGACGUGUUUGAUGCUUCCGAGAGGUACCAGCAAGCAGGCCUCCCACUUAUCGUGCUGGCUGGCAAGGAGUAUGGCUCCGGGAGCUCCCGAGACUGGGCUGCGAAAGGGCCUUUUCUGCUGGGCAUCAAAGCUGUCCUCGCAGAGAGCUACGAGCGGAUCCACCGCAGUAAUCUUGUGGGAAUGGGAGUGAUUCCUCUGCAGUAUUUGCCUGGCGAGGAUGCGGAUAGUCUUGGGCUGACGGGGCGGGAACGCUACACAAUCAUCAUUCCCGAGUCGAUAGUGCCCAGAAUGAACGUCCAGAUCAAACUGGAUACGGGGAAAACCUUCCAAGCCACCAUGAGGUUUGACACAGACGUGGAGCUUACCUAUUUCCGUAAUGGCGGCAUCUUGAACUAUAUGAUUCGCAAAAUGGCUGCCUAGUCUCAAGAUGCAGCCGUGCCACUGUCCAGUUAUCAUGAAAUCUGCCUUUUCGUGAUGAGAAAUUCACAGUAAUCGUGGGGAGGCUACACAAAUAUUGUCUGAAACCUGUGUUGGUUGUAUUUCAAGGUGGUUAUUUUUACAACCAUUAGAAUGGGAGCCUAAAUGCCUUGACUACCCGACCACCAUUGACCUCAUCCUGCCUCCAGUACCUUAUUUUGUGUGGGCGAGUAGAAUGAGAAAUUCUGAUUGGCGCAGGGCUCACCCUUAGCUUCUCCAAUAUUUCGUAUAGUAACAGACAGUUGUUUUUUGUUCCAUGUGCCUGAGAGAUGAAAUAAUCAAGUAUGAUGGUCUCAUAUCUGUUGAAAAUCUAAUACUGCUAAAAUUAUUAAAUGGCUUAGCUCUUAUAUCUGAGAGGGUGAGUGCUCUCUCCUUCUAUGAUCAUCUGUGAGGUGCAGGGAGAAUGAAAGACCAUUUAUAAUAAAAUUUAAUCUAUUUUCAAAAAAA
Zootoca vivipara (common lizard) is the source of this 3768-nucleotide messenger RNA. RefSeq names its product aconitase 1 (gene ACO1). The record is from RefSeq and is a predicted model, not a curated record. Lineage: Eukaryota; Metazoa; Chordata; Lepidosauria; Squamata; Lacertidae.